CCGCGAGAGAAUUGGGCGAGUCCGGGUAAAGCAGAGCAGCCGUGUGUGUGUGUCGUAUAUCAUGCAAAAUGAGGAACCGUUGCAUGAAGAAGUUGUUUAUCCUGAUCACUGAAUAUAUUUUAAAACAGAACUUCCUUCAAAAAUACUUUUUAGUUGUGUAGUCCUUUCAAUAGUUUAAUGUUCAGACUGAAUACGGUUGCUUAUACAAUCUCAAGGUAAUUGUAACCUUAAUUUACUUGAGUUUAGUUUUUCUAUUGAAGCGUUAGAAAUAAAAGUUAACGGUAUUGAGCCGCAACUUGGACACAACCGGACUGGAUAGGCCUACCCAUCUUCAGCCGACAGCACAACAUCGUAAGCCAGGACUAAGAACAGAGGAAGAGGACAUUGAUCGAGCAGCCAGCCAACAGACAGACAUCUUGAGGAGAGCAGAAAGGGACCUGCAGCCAGCCAGCAGACAGACAUCUUGAGGAGAGUGGAAGGGGACCUGCAGCCAGCCAGCAGACAGACAUCUUGAGGACAGCAGAAGGGGGACCUGCAACCUGCGUGGUGGAGAUCAGGUCCCAAGACUAGCAGCCCAGUAGACUGUGAAAGAGGCUCCACAUUACAUUUCACCGUAAUUUAACCAGGAAAGACCCUCGAGGUUCUAAACUUUGUUGCAGAGAGGCAGUCAUGGGGAAACAGAACAGCAAACUGCGUCCCGAAGUGCUGAACGACCUGCGCGAGAACACAGAAUUUUCUGACCACGAGCUUCAGGAAUGGUACAGAGGCUUCCUCAAAGACUGCCCCACGGGCCACCUGACCGUCGAAGAGUUCAAGAAGAUCUACGCCAACUUCUUCCCGUAUGGCGACGCUUCCAAGUUCGCCGAGCACGUCUUCCGGACAUUCGACACCAACGGCGACGCCACCAUUGACUUCCGGGAGUUCAUCAUUGCGCUGAGCGUUACGUCGCGCGGCGGCCUGGAGCAGAAGCUGCGCUGGGCCUUCAGUAUGUAUGACCUGGACGGGAACGGUUACAUCAGCCGGGCUGAGAUGCUGGAGAUUGUACAGGCGAUCUACAAGAUGGUGUCCUCAGUGAUGAAGAUGCCAGAAGAUGAGUCGACGCCAGAGAAACGGACAGAUAAAAUCUUCAGACAGAUGGACGUAGACAAAGACGGCAAACUCUCUCUGGAGGAGUUCAUCAAAGGUGCCAAGAGUGACCCUUCCAUCGUCCGGCUCCUGCAAUCUGACCAGGGGACCUCUCGCCAGUUCUGAAGACAUACACAAACACACAGUUCUGAAGACAGGAAAGUGGAGAGAGCACUGUAUCAUCCCCCAUCCAACACACACACACACAUGAGAAAGAGGUGGAAGAGGCAUAGUUGUCAUUACAACACCCAUAUCAGGCAGCCAUUUUGUAUUCUCUCAUUCCAUGUCUUGUUUACAUCAUCAGUAGUUCCCUAGCCUGAUCCCAGAUCUGUUUGUUCUCUCUAUUGCAUGCAAGACAGCACAAACAGAUCUGGGACCAGGAUAGCAAUUUCCAAUAUCCCAAUGCAGCGGUUUCAUGCAUUCUACAGCGAUAUGUUUUGCAUCAUGAAACAUCAAGUUCUACACCCACAGUACCACUGAUAGACUCUUAUGACAUUUCCUUGCAAAUGUUUUACUUAAUGUUUUAUUUUAGCUUGCCUUACUUUAGUCAACGUGAAGUGCCAUAUCUAAAUAUUUGUACUGAAUGUAUUAUUACACUAGUAAGUAUUAUGACUUUUUCCCCUGACGUGUUACGGUAAGAAGAAAUCAACCAAAACCAAUAUUUUGUACGUCAACCGGCACGUAGCCUAACAAUGAAGAGCGUUGGGACAGUAACUGAAGGGUUGCUGGUUUGAAUCACCGAGCUGACUAGGUGAAAAUUCUGUCAAUGUACCCUUGAGCAAGACACUUAACCCUAAUUAUCUGAUAAAUUACUAACACGUAAAAGCCAUGGGUCGUCUCAUUGCGACCUUCGCUCUAAAUGUAAUAUUAGUUAGGGACAUUCAAAAAUGUUUUUCACUUUAACUAUAUACUGUUUCUGCAGCACAGGAAUUUUGAAAAUGAAUGUUUUAAUACCCAACUGUACAGAAAGUUCCAGUGAUGUAUUAAAACCAGUAUCUUGUAA
This is a messenger RNA of Salvelinus namaycush (lake trout), 2128 nucleotides long. Its product is annotated as hippocalcin-like protein 1. Gene Ontology annotation, molecular function: calcium ion binding. The coding region runs from base 670 to 1251 and encodes 193 amino acids. The transcript has 4 exons. Lineage: Eukaryota; Metazoa; Chordata; Actinopteri; Salmoniformes; Salmonidae. The record is from RefSeq and is a predicted model, not a curated record.